AUUAUAGUUAAAGACAGUUGUUAGUGAUUAAUGUGUACAGUGUGCAUCUUUUAAUGUGUUUUUAUGCUUCUUGUAUGCUUGGCUCUUAACAAAGUAUUACGAAGUAAAUAUAAGUGCAAUGGCUAAUCCAUUGAUUAAUGCACCAGUUUCUGAAAUAUUGAAAAAUGCCAGUACAUUUGAAGAUGAGCCAAGAAAAAAGAGCCGAGAAGACUGGCGUAAGGCAAAAGAACUUGAAGAGGCUAGAAAAGCUGGUACUGCACCAGCGGCUGUGGACGAAGAGGGAAAAGAUAUUAAUCCUCACAUUCCCCAAUAUAUUAGCGCAACGCCCUGGUAUUUUGGAGCACACGGGCCAACACUUAAGCAUCAAAGACCUCAACCUGAGAAACAAAAACAGUUUAGUGAAAUCGAUCAGUGGUAUAACAGAGGCCAAACGAAUAAAGUAGCGUCAAAGUGGCGUAAAGGAGCUUGCGAAAAUUGUGGCGCUAUGGGACAUCAAAGAAAAGACUGUUUUGAAAGACCAAGAAAAACAUUAGCAAAAUAUACUAACUUUAAUAUUGCACCAGAUGAAUUUAUACAACCUAAUUUAUCACUGGAUUAUGAUGGCAAACGUGAUAGAUGGGCUGGUUACGAUCCAUCUGAACAUCGAGCUAUCAUAGAAGAGUAUCAAAAGGUUGAAGAAGCCAAAAAACAAUUACGUGCUGAAAAACUAAAUGCUAAAGAAGAAGAAGACGAGCAAGACUCUGAUGCUGACGAAGAUAAAUAUGUAGAUGAAGUUGAUAUGCCUGGAACAAAGGUUGACAGUAAACAACGUAUUACUGUCAGAAAUUUGAGAAUAAGAGAAGAUACAGCAAAGUAUCUGAGAAAUUUGGAUCCAAAUUCUGCAUACUAUGAUCCGAAAACUCGAUCAAUGAGAGAUAAUCCAUAUGCUGGUACAGAUAGAGAAGUUGACUAUAAAGGUGAAAAUUCUGCACGAUUUACUGGAGAUACUCGGGAACACGCAAAUGCUCAAUUAUUUGCAUGGGAUGCACACGAUAAAGGAGUUACUGUUCAUUUAUUAGCAGAACCAACAAAAGUGGAGCUUUUGAAACAAGAAUUUGAUAAAAAACGAGAAGAACUGAAAAAUGAAGCUCGUGGUACUGUUAUUGAAAAAUAUGGUGGUAAAGAGCAUUUUAAUGCUCCACCAGCAGCUCUUUUAUUAGCACAAACUGAAGAAUAUGUAGAAUAUUCACGCACAGGAAAUAUUAUUAAAGGUCAGGAAAGGCAAAUCAUUCGAUCUAGGUAUGAAGAAGAUGUAUAUAUAAAUAAUCACACGUCUGUAUUUGGUUCACAUUGGCAUGAAGGCCAGUGGGGUUAUAAAUGCUGUCAUUCCUUUAUAAAAAAUUCUUACUGCUGUGGUGAAGCUGGAAAACGAGCCAUGAACGAGGCAGAAGAACUUAAUAAAGGAAAUGCUUAUAGCGAAGAACACUACGCAAGAAAUCUAGAAAUAUUUAGCAAGGACGCAACUCAUAGAGCAAUAACUGAACAAAUGAAUGUAUCUACAGUAAGUGUUCAAAGUAAUUCGGACAGUAACUCUGUAAGUGAUUUAUCAAGUGAUUCGUCUGAUGAAGAUGUAAGAUUAGACAUUGAUCGUAAGUCCAAAAAGGAGAAAAGAAAAAAUAAAAAGCAAAAACAAAAGGAAAAGAAAAAGAAUCAAAGAAAGAUGAAUAAAGAAGCUAAAAAAGAAGAUAAAUUAAAAGAAGCUCUCAGAAAAGAAGAAGAAAAUCAAAAAGAUGCGGAAAGGCUAUUAAAAUUAGAUGAAAGGAAACGACCUUAUAAUAGUAUGUACAAUGUAAAAGAACUUACUGAAGAAGAAAAAGAAGCUUUCCAGAUGAAGCGUAUUAGAGAAGAAGAUCCUAUGACUCAAUUCAUGUCUAAAUAAAUGUAAUGAUCAUUAUGAUCUAAAAAGCAACAUUGUAAUAUAUUGUAAUUACUUAAUAUUUUAUUAAUUAAUUGUUUAAAUUGAUUUAAACGAUAAAAUAUACUUUGUUAAAUAAGCAUUGGUAGUUG
Ceratosolen solmsi marchali is the source of this 2046-nucleotide messenger RNA. RefSeq names its product Pre-mRNA-splicing factor Slu7 (gene Slu7). Gene Ontology annotation, molecular function: pre-mRNA 3'-splice site binding; zinc ion binding. NCBI's taxonomy places the organism in Eukaryota, Metazoa, Arthropoda, Insecta, Hymenoptera, Agaonidae. Gene Ontology annotation, biological process: mRNA splicing, via spliceosome. Bases 119 to 1918 code for a protein of 599 amino acids. The record is from RefSeq and is a predicted model, not a curated record. The transcript has 5 exons. Gene Ontology annotation, cellular component: spliceosomal complex.